AUGGUCAUUUCCAAAUACCCCGUCUUCUCCCGCUUCAUCCUCCGAACGCACCACCUCUCGAGCUCCUCCUCCGGUCCCGACGAUCCCUCCGCCCUACUCCGAGUAUGCACGGUCCUCUUCCAGCAGCAGAACUCCAGCGACGAGCGCCUCCACUCCUUCCUCCGCGCCAUCGACUUCGACCUCUCGCACGAGUUCUUCCUCCAGAUCUGCAACCGGUUCCCCUGCUCGUGGCGCCCCGUCCUCCGCUUCUUCCGCUACGCCGAUGGGUGCUCUACCGAUCCCCGCAGCCGGCACUCCUUUUCCCUCACCCCCGUCGCCGUCAACAAGAUGAUCGACAUCAUUGGCAAGUCCAAGAACAUCCAGCUCCUGUGGGACUUCCUCGGAGAGAUGGCCCCCAGGCAGGGGCUGGUGAAUCUGAGGAGUAUGCAGCUGGCCGUUCGGGCCUUCGCCCAGGGGAGGCAGAUCAAGAAAUGCGUCGGCGUCUUCCACCUCUUUCACUCCCACGGGCUGUCGCUCUGCACUGUGAGCGCGCUCAACGCAGUGGUCUCCGAGCUCUGCUCUCGCCGGCUCGUUGACGAGGCCAAGGACGUCGUCGCCAGGUUGAAGGCUUCAAUAAGACCUGACGGCACCACGUACAGCCUCCUAGUCGUUGGAUUCUGCCGGGCAGGGGACCUUGUCAGCGCAUCCAAAGUCUGGAACGCCAUGUCUGAUGAUCGAUUAGAGCCGGAGAUGGCUGCGUACAACGAGAUGAUCGCGACAUUCUUCAAAUUCAAUAGAUCCGGAGAGGCCAUGGCUAUUUUCGAGUGCCUGAGGAAUGGAAAGAUGAGCGAUCUGGACCUCACGAUCUACAGGACCGUGAUCUCGUGGCUGUGCAAGGAAGGGAAGAUCGAACGACCUCUGAUGCUGGUGGCGGAGAUGGUGAAAAGAGGGGUCGGAAUUGACGGUCCCACACUGGGGGCCCUAGCGUACGGUCUCCUCUGCAGGAAGAGGAUCAGCGAAGGUUACAAAGUCCUGCAAGUGACGAGGGGCGAGCCCGAUAUCAGUGUGUACCAUGGUCUCAUCAAAGGCCUCCUUCGGCUGAGGCGAGCAAGAGAGGCCACCCAGGUGUUCAGGGAAAUGACUCAAAGAGGAAUUCGACCCUCCAUGCACACCUAUAUCAUGCUUCUUCAGGGUCUUCUGGGACGAAGAGGAAGGAAGGCCGCCGACCCUGCGGUCAAUUUCGAGACUGUCUUCGUCGGUGGCCUGGUGAAGAUGGGGCGGAUGCUGGACGCCACCAAGUACGUCGAGAGGUCGAUGAGUGGCGGCACGGAGGUCCCCAGGUUCGACUACAACAAGUUCCUUCGAGACUUCUCCAACGAAGGUGGCGUUGUGAUGUUCGAGCAGGUAGGGAGGAGAUUGAAGGAGACGGGGAUGGUGGAUCUUGGCGACGUUUUCUUGAGCUAUGGGGAGAAAAUGGUGACCAGAGACAGGAGGAGAAGUGCUCCCCUUUUGGACGACGAGCCCGAGUUGGACUAA
Molecule: messenger RNA, 1515 nt
Organism: Spirodela intermedia
Lineage: Eukaryota; Viridiplantae; Streptophyta; Magnoliopsida; Alismatales; Araceae
Source: the annotation of a GenBank genome assembly